Messenger RNA from Scomber japonicus (chub mackerel), 6232 nucleotides. Its product is annotated as alpha-2-macroglobulin-like. Gene Ontology annotation, molecular function: endopeptidase inhibitor activity. The record is from RefSeq and is a predicted model, not a curated record. Bases 44 to 4420 code for a protein of 1458 amino acids. Gene Ontology annotation, cellular component: extracellular region. The transcript has 35 exons. NCBI's taxonomy places the organism in Eukaryota, Metazoa, Chordata, Actinopteri, Scombriformes, Scombridae.
ACUAUUUAAGAGAUGCUGAGACUGAGGCUGAUCACAGUCAGUCAUGGGUCGUCCUGGAAUUCAGCUGCAGACAUGGACACUGUGUGUCCUCUUGAGCUGGAUGUGUGUGGGUUUAACAGAGGCAAGACCGCAGUAUAUGGUCACCAUUCCUGCGGUUAUGGAAGCUGGAGCUGAGACCAGAUUCUGUGUGAGUCUCCUGCAGUCAACUGAGACUGUGGACAUGACUGUCACUCUGAUGUCCAAUGUGGAGAACACAACUCUCCUCAAGCAGUCAACCGACAAAGACCUCCAUCAAUGCAUUUCAUUUACGUCUCCUACAGUGCAGGAUACAGAGGUGCAGACAUUGGAGGUGGAGGUACGAAGCAACAGAUAUCACUCAAGAGAAGUCAGGAAAGUCAUGUUCAAAGCCUAUCGACCAAUGACAUUCAUCCAAACAGAUAAACCAAUCUACCUUCCUGGACAAACAGUCAGUUUCAGAGUCCUUUCAAUGGAUACCAAGUUCAGACCUGUCAAUAGUGUGUACAAUAUCAUUGAAAUUGAGGAUCCUCAGAGCAACCGGAUUGGACAGUGGCAGAAUGAAACAUCCGAUAGUAAAAUACUGCAGUUUUCUUACUCCUUGAACUCUGAGGCCCGUGAAGGAGUCUACCAAGUUAUUGUGACGUCUGGUGAAGUCAAAUUCUACCACAGGUUCAAAGUUGAGAAAUAUGUUUUGCCUAAAUUUGAUGUAACAUUGAAAGUACCUGAUGAAGUAAGUAUUGAAGAGGAAUACAUCACAGUUGAUGUAUGUGCAAAGUACACAUUUGGACAGCCUGUGCCAGGGAGUGUUAAAUUUGAGAUGUGCAGACCUUUGAGUCACUAUUUUGGACAUAUUUAUGAAAUAACCCCUGAAGGGGGAGUCCCAGACAUCGGUGCCCCAUGCCACAAGGAGACAAAGCAGAUGGAUAAGAAAGGCUGUGCCACUUUGACCAUCAAGAUGUCCACUUUCACAAAAAUUGGCGAAAAGGCAGUGCAAGAUGCUUUGGAUAUCAAAGCCCAAGUGGAGGAGGAGGGGACCGGUAUUUCACACCAACAAGGGAAAAGAACAAUUAUUUCCUAUGUUCUUGGAAAGCUGUCAUUUAUUGACACACCCAAGAUUUAUGAGGAAGGAUCAACUGUGGAAGGAAAAGUUAAAGCAGUAUACCAUAAUGAUACACCCAUUGCUGACAAGCCACUCUACUUGUUUGAGGGACAACAUUGGUUCCAAAAACAGCACCAGAAUCUCACAACUGACAGCAAUGGUAUCGCUACUUUCUCAUUCAGCCCAGCUACCUUCCAAAGGGACAUCUACCUCACUAUCAGCACCGAACCAACACGGGCGUACACCCUGUAUAGAACUCCAUACUAUGAGGCUGGAGAACACACAUUGUCUUUGAUGGAACAGGCAUCCCCUGAUACAAAGUCAGUGAGCUUCCUGGAGGUGAAGAAGAAGGAUGGACCACUUCCCUGCGAGUCAGAAGAGGACAUCUCCAUUAAAUACACUGUUGCUGGAGAGGCUCAGGGUUCUGCAGAUUUGAUGUAUCUGAUCUUAUCCAGAGGAGCCAUUUUAAUGCUGGGCUCUAAACAGAUUCAAGUAGAAGAUAAACCAGUGACUGAGGGUGAGGUGUCCUUUAAGUUGAAAGUGUCUCCAGAGAUGGCACCAGGGAUUGUUGUAGUGGCUUAUGCUAUCCUCCCCAGUGAGACUGUGAUGGCCCACAGUGCAGACAUAUCCACUGAGAAAUGCUUCAGUCACAAGGUAUUGCUGGAGUUUUCUCAAUCUUCAGCUGUCCCAGGAGAGGAAAGCACCAUGCAGUUGACGGCUCAGCCUGGUUCUCUGUGCGGUGUUAGUGCUGUCGACCAGAGCGUCCACAUCAAGGAGCCAGGGAAGACUGUGAAUGCAGACAAGAUUUUUGACUUAUUGCCCGUCACAAAAGCAUCCUAUAUUCCAUAUGAAGUUUUUGAUUCUGAAUCAUGCAUGCAUGUGAGACCCAGAAGAUAUGUUUUCCCCAGACGUGACCGGACAGAUGAUGCUCAUACAGUUUUCCAGAAUAAUGGGCUGAAGAUGGCAACAAAUGUAUUUAUCCGAGUGCCUACAUGCCUCCAGUAUAGAGGAAGAGAAUACUACUACGGCCUAUAUGGUGAGUUUGUUUCGACUUUUUUUCUUUUGUAUGACGUUAACUGUGUCAUUGCUACCAUUCACUUCUGUGCUCCACCUGGACCAGACCGCUCUCUCGGCGGUCUUCCUCCUCCACCAAUAGUGACAGUCCGCUCUUUCUUCCCUGAGACUUGGAUAUGGGACCUGGUGGAAAUUGGAGAGUCUGGAACAAAGGAUGUUCCAGUCACUGUCCCAGACACCAUCACCACCUGGGAGACGGAGGCUUUCUGUUUGUCCCCUCAUGGUUUUGGCUUGGCUCCUCGUAAAGAGUUCACCGUCUUCCAGCCCUUCUUCCUCGAGCUCAGCUUGCCCUACUCAGUCAUCCGGGGGGAGCAAUUUGAACUAAAGGCAACCGUUUUCAGCUACCAGUCCAACUGCAUGAUGGUCACUGUGACUCCAGGCCCCUCCUUAGAUUACAACCUCACUCCCCGCUCUGGUAACCAGUACACAUCCUGUCUGUGUAACAGUGGAAGAAAAACUCUCACCUGGACCAUGGUCCCUACGUCCUUAGGGGUUAUGAACGUGACUGUGAGCGCUGAGGCUGUGGCUUCUCAGGUUUCAUGUGACAAUGAGAUUGUGAGCGUUCCAGACAGAGGUCGCAUUGAUGUGGUAACACGACAACUCAUUGUAAAGGCUGAGGGAACUGAGAUGACAAAGACCCACAACUGGCUGUUCUGUCCUAAAGAGGAGACAUUGACAGCGGAUAUAGAUUUAAAACUCCCUGAGAACGUGAUUGAUGGAUCUGUCCGUGCCUCAAUAUCAGUCCUGGGUGACAUCCUGGGUCGGGCCUUGAAGAACCUGGAUGGAAUGCUGAAGAUGCCGUAUGGAUGUGGGGAGCAGAACAUGGCUCUCCUGGCUCCCAACAUCUACAUCCUCCAGUACCUGAAAAACACAGAUCAGCUGACCCCGGCCAUCAAGGAAAAGGCUACCAACUUCCUGACCAGUGGCUACCAGAGACAGUUGAACUACAAACAUAACAAUGGUGCUUACAGCACAUUUGGAACAGGACAAGGGAACACUUGGUUGACUGCUUUUGUGCUGAGAUCCUUUGCCAAAGCACAGUCUUUCAUCUACAUUGACCCAGAAAAGGUUCAACAGACUAAGAUUUGGCUGGAGAGUAUUCAACGCAAUAAUGGCUGUUUUGAACAGUUAGGAAGACUCUUCAAUAACAGAAUGAAGGGCGGUGUGUCUGAUGAAGUGACUCUCACUGCUUACGUCACUGCUACCUUCUUGGAGAUGGGCAUUUCCAAAGAUGAUGCUGUGGUGAAUAAGAGCCUGUCUUGCCUCAGGGAGUCCGCCAGUGAACUGGAUAACAUCUACACUACAGCUCUGCUGGCGUAUGUCUUCACCUUGACUCGAGACAUGGAGGCUCGAGCUCAACUUCUGGAGCAACUAGACAAGGUUUCAUUAAAAGAUGGGGGUUUCCUCCACUGGUCUCAGUCAACAACAGAAUCAUCAACCUCUCUGUCUGUGGAGAUCAGCUCCUAUGUGCUGCUGGCUAAACUCAGUGCCUCCCCUACUACUGAAGACCUGGGCUACACCAGCCGCAUCGUCAGAUGGCUGACAGGGCAGCAGAACCAUUACGGAGGCUUCUCCUCUACACAGGACACAGUGGUAGCGCUUCAGGCUCUGGCUCUCUACUCCACUCUGGUGUUCAGUCCAGAGGGUUCAAGCACAGUGACAGUUCAGUCUCCCAGUAGCCAGAUGACAUUUGAUGUGAACCAGCACAACAAACUGCUCUACCAGGAGAAGACACUGCAGGAUGUGACAGGAAAGUACAGUCUGGAGGUGAAAGGAACAACAUGUGCUGCAAUGCAGAUUUCUCUUCAUUAUAAUAUCCCAACUCCUACUGAUGUUACUACUCUGAGUGUUGAGGUAAAACCAGAGGCCACCUGCUCCAGCACAUCCGCCAGACCUAAACUCACUCUGAAGCUAAAAUCACUCUAUAGGGGAGAGCAGUUAAUGACAAACAUGGUGAUCCUGGACAUCAAAAUGCUCUCUGGAUUUGUCCCAAAUCCAGAGUCUUUGAAGAAGCUCAAAGGUGCUCCGCUGGUGGAUAAUGUUGAACAAGAGGAAGAUCAUGUUCUUUUGUACAUACGGGAGUUACCAAAGAUCGUGGCCAUCAACCACAGCUUAGAGCUCAUACAGGAGAUCCCUGUGCAGAACCUAAAGCCAGCCGUGAUCAAGAUCUAUGACUACUAUCAGCCAAGUGACCAAGCUGAGAUAGAAUACACCUACCCCUGUGCUUAAGGUUACCAUCUGCAAUGACAUACAAGAACACUUAAAACUAUAGUUUAAUAAGAAAACCAAAAAGAAGUACUGAUUUAAAUUGGUUUGAAAAAUAACAGAUAAUCUAGGUAUGUACAAUGAUUUGGAAAUCAACUGCAGCAUGAAAAAUGAAGGGUGGUCAAGAUAUGUAUCCUUUCCCUGUCCUUGAGGUCAGCAAUUCACAAAUAUUGGGCAGACAUGUGGGUGUUGUAAUCCAUCAUCGCUGUUUGAGGAUGACCACACAGGUAUGUUCACUAGGAAAUGGUUUACUUUUACCUGAGGACCGCUGUUGAUAUGGCACAAUCAAACAUCCCACACAGUUUAAAGUGCACUGUUGGAGAACUGAACAAGUUUCUGUGACAUCAAUAUAUAAAUUAGAUUGAGGAAAACCUUGUACCCUUAGCUGACCAAUCCUAAUGAUGGAGAUUAAAUUAAAAUAAAUUGCUGAGAGGACUUAAGUACAAUAAGAAAAAAAUAAAUCAAUAAAUAAGGUGCAAAUCACAUCACAAUUAAAAGCAGUACUUUCUCUACCACUAGUCAAUAGUCAUAGUCAUCUCAUAAAAAAUAAUGCAAUCAGAUAGUGCCUGGUGGGUCAAGAAUCAAAAAUGUGAGUCCAAAUUACUGGACUAGGGCUGCAGUGGUCUAUAAUGCCCAUUACAGUGUCCUAGUGUCUCAAAUCCAAUAAACAAUGUAUUUACGAUUAAUUAAUUAAUGUAAAACCAUUUCAUGGACGACUUCUUAACAUUUUUUACAAACUUUUGGUUAAUAUUUAAAUUAGAUUUAUUAGAAAGUGUUAAAUUGGUGUUUUAGAUUUACCUAAUUACAUAAAACUGCUUUAGUGAAGUGCCUCUCUGUCCUACCUUUGAAACAAAGAUAAACAUGUCUUUUGAAAAACAGUGUGUCAAGUUAUUAUUAGAGAACCAGAUAACAAGCUCAGUUAGCAAGAAAAGUCCUUAUUGAAUGAAAUGAUUUACACUUCCAAGCACAAAAUGUCCGGUGGGAGGAAACAGCACAGUACAAACAAUAGAUAGAAGUUCAUGUCUGUUAUGAAUGACUAACACUGGCAUGUCACAGCUGGCUAGCAUUUUAGCAGUUAGUUUGCCAGCUACACCAAGUUUCCUUCUAAUAGUCAAUAUGUAACCAAGCUUCUAUAACCAAAUGUUAAAAGACGCACAGAUAAAUGGGCCUUUACUGGAUGUGAGAGACACUGUGGGUUAAACUACACUAGUUUGAAUUAUUACAAGAGUAGAAACUAGAUCCCAUUUGGGACCAGAAAAUCAUUUGCAUGGUGACGAAAAAGCCCUUAAUGAAUGCAAAGUGAGCAAAGAAUGCUCUCAAGGAUGUAGCCGGGAAAUGUGUCUUUGUUAACGAUCAAGAGAAUGCCUCAUAACCUAAACCCCAGAGGAGUCACCACAACAUGCAAACCCCUGGUAAUCCACAAAAGACCAAAGCAAGCAAAGAGCUUCAAGGGGGAGGGAUUGAACAUCCUCAGCUGGCCAAGUCAACCACCUGAUCUCACUCUGAUUGAGCUACAGUCAACAUGCUGAAGACCACUGUGUAGUAAAGGAAGAGAGACUCUACAACCAGCAAGAGCUGAAGAUGUCUGCUGUGAAGUUCUGGGAGAACAUCACCAGGAAACAUACAAAAGACCUGCUCUUGUCUGAGCUCUUAAAAUUUAGCAUAUUUUUGUUUUUUUUUUCAAAUUGAAUGGGCUUUAGUACAGAGCCUGAAGAAGAAAACAUGUAUAAUAAUAAUAAUGUUUUUUCAUCUCAGAGAUUAAACAAAAAACGCUCA